UCCGGGCGAACAAACUAUGCACGCAAAUCUUGAUUGACACAAUAACAAAUGUGAUCCUAUUAUGAAAACUUCGCUUUUAAAAAAUUAGAAUCUUUACGUAGUUUUGACAGUUAGCUUUUUCUGCACCUGAGUUGUUCUCGGGGAUCUUCUAAAAAAUGUUGUGCAGCGACAAGGGAAAAUAUCUGGCAGUUUUAUUGAUAAUUUUCCGAAGCGCGCCGGCAGCAAGCAUUCGAAGUGAACUAAAAUCCUUUCCGCUGUCGAAUGGCGUGCAUUUGUUUCACCCUUAUUAUUAUACUGGAUAUGAUAAGCGCAGCCCGAGCCGAAUAUCCAAGCGGCAACUAAGCGAAUACGGCGUGGGAGGCUUUCGCGCGUACCAGAACCGCCCAAAAAGUGGUCGUAGGAAAGGGCGCAAGAAGUUGUCCUAUCAGGGGCCACCUCCACCUUUCGACGGUUAUGCUCCAGAAAACAUUAUCCCACGCGAAGCUGGAGGAUAUGCAGACAUGCAAAAUCAAGCAUCGAAUUAUGUUCCACAGCAGCCUUGCUGUCCAUGCGCUCCACAAACAGUGGUAUCGCCGCCCCAGUCGUAUACGAAUACCGCACCAUUACCGGCACCUUUAAGCAUACCGGUGAUAAACCUGCCACCGCCAUUACCAAAUUACGAUUCUACCAGUGCCAUUGUGUAUCACAAUGACCCAAACAUUCUUCGGUAUAACAACAGUGGACUUAACAAUGACGAGACCAGAAGUCGGAUUGAAUUAUCGGCAUAUCCACCGAAGGCUUUGAAUCUACAACUGGCUGCACCGGUACCGGAACCACCGGCCGGUGCAGUCAACGCUCAUGCUGGAAUGCAGGGAUAUUCGACUAAUGCGUUAAACCCUUAUCAACCAGGUGUCCCUGCUCAAAGUACUCCUCAAGCUCCGCCACGACAAUAUAAUCUGCAGGUAUACCAUCCCGGCCCCCCCGAUUUUGGUCAACUCAUAUCCCCACCCAGUGGUUACCGCAAAUCGACAGCCCCCUCCAUACUUCACACCACAGUCUCAUGUAGUUCCACCCGUACCGGUGAAUCCACCACCUCAGUAUGCUGCACAACCACCACCUUAUGGCGUAUACGGAUACGGAAUCCCACCCCAUUCUCCCAGUGA
Molecule: messenger RNA, 1142 nt
Organism: Paramacrobiotus metropolitanus
Lineage: Eukaryota; Metazoa; Tardigrada; Eutardigrada; Parachela; Macrobiotidae
Exons: 4
Coding region: 156-1142 (328 amino acids)
Source: RefSeq, a predicted model, not a curated record